Molecule: messenger RNA, 1062 nt
Organism: Candida albicans SC5314
Lineage: Eukaryota; Fungi; Ascomycota; Pichiomycetes; Serinales; Debaryomycetaceae
Gene: AGA1
Product: Aga1p
Exons: 1
Coding region: 1-1062 (353 amino acids)
Source: RefSeq, a predicted model, not a curated record
AUGGUUUCUGCAUCAACUAUCAAAGUCUUACCACCUGCUAAUGGAAAAAAAUUAUGGAGAGUUAGAAAAUCAACUCCAAACACUCAUCAACGUAGCAAUAGCUUACCAGGAAAUAAAUCUACAACUUCCCCAAUACUUCUGAAAUCUAACAGAUCAUGUUCUACUUCAUCAAUUGCAUCUACCACUGCUACUGCCAACAAUAAUACCAACAAUUCAUCACCAAUGCAAAGCUCAUCAAUUGAAUGUUUAAACAAUUCAUUGAAAAUUGUUGCUGCUGCUUCAAAAUUCACUAUCAAAAGACCACCUUUGAGAAGACCAAAAAACAAACCAGGUAAACCAAAGGAUUUUGUUUUUGUUGAUUUAUCACCAGUUCAAUCUGAUAUUUCAAGUGAAUCUGAAUCUAACACUGCUACUAUUACUGUUUCCAAAUCAAGAAGAUCUAGCAAUAGUGGAAGUUCUGUUACUAAAGCUAAUUUAAUUAAUGUGCCGGUUCUUCCUACUAAUGUUGCACCAGCUACUCCAAUGACUACUUCUAAUUCAAUAAAUUCAAUCAAUGAGUACGAUAUCUAUGGCAAAACUCAAGUAAAUGAUGCUUAUGCUGCCGCUGCUGCUGCCCCAAUGGAACCACUGUUAUCCAAUGAUGGAUUUGGAUUACCAUCACCAGUUGAAUCAUUAGAUGAUUUCUUGAUUAGUGAAUUUGAUUUAUGGGAAAAUGAAGUGAAUUGGCAAUCAAUGAUUCCAAACACUCAACAACAACAACCACAGCAACAACAGGCUACUAGUCCUGCUGUGUCGCCUAUACUUCCUACUGAAAGUCAACAACAAGGACAAUAUCAAGAAUAUUUUGAUAUUGUGCUGAUUGUACAACAACAACAAGAACAAAUACAGAAAUUACAACAACAAUUACAACAAAUAACAAAAACCAACAGUGAUAAUGGUAAUACUUUAGCACAAGUUGAUAUGAUCAAUUCAUUAAUUAACAAUGCUAACAGUAUACCAAUAACGGCUAGUACUGCUGCUACUACUGCUACAACUAAUGGAUUUAUGGACUUUGUGUUUUAG